AUGAAGACUGCGCAGAACCUCCUCCUGGCCUUGGCUGCCUGUGCCUCCUUGGUUUCAGCCGCCCCUGUUGAGGGACCCCAGACCCACGACUUCACUGUUCACCAGGUCCGUAACCCUCACUACGUGAAGAGCGGUGCGCACGCCUUGGCCAAGGCGUACCGCAAGUAUGGCAAGCCGCUGCCUGAGUCCCUCGUCACUGCGCUCAACAACUCGCACGCCAAGCGUGCUACCACGGGCUCUGCAGUAACAACACCCGAGGAUUCUGAUACCGAGUACCUCACUCCCGUGAGCAUCGGAACUCCAGCCACCACCCUGAACUUGGACUUCGACACCGGCAGUGCAGACCUGUGGGUUUUCUCCACCGAGCUGUCCUCGAGUACCCAGAGCGGCCACAGCGUAUACAACCCGUCCAAGAGCAGCACGGCCAAGAAGUUGUCUGGGUCCACUUGGAGCAUCUCCUACGGCGAUGGAAGUGGCGCCUCUGGAGAUGUGUACACCGAUGUCGUCAACAUUGGUGGCGUCUCGUUCGCAACUCAAGCUGUCGAGGCGGCCAGCAAGGUCUCUUCCCAGUUCGUUCAAGAUACCAACAACGAUGGACUUGUGGGACUUGCUUUCAGCAGCAUCAACACUGUCUCGCCCAACGCGCAGAAGACAUUCUUCGACAACGUCAAGUCCUCGCUGAGCUCACCUCUGUUUGCCGUCGACCUCAAGCACAACCAACCCGGUACCUAUGAGUUCGGCAAGACCACCAGCUCCAAGUACACUGGUUCCAUUGCUUACACAUCUGUCGACACAUCCGAGGGCUUCUGGGACUUCACGGCUAGCAGCUACAAAGUUGGCAGCACGUCGUACAGCACCAAGCUCACCGGUAUUGCCGACACUGGUACUACUCUGCUCCUUCUUCCAGCUUCCGUCGUCAAGAAUUACUACAGCAAAGUCUCUGGCGCCGUGAAUUCCUCCUCUGAGGGCGGUUACGUCUUCCCGUGCUCCGCCACCCUGCCGACUUUCACAUAUACCGUUGGCUCGGUCAGCAUCGUCAUCCCGGCUGACUACAUGAACUUCUCCCCUGUCUCUGACGGUUCAUCGACCUGCUUCGGUGGACUUCAGUCCAGCGCUGAUAUUGGUAUCAACAUCUUCGGUGAUGUUGCCCUGAAGGCGGCCUACGUUGUUUUUAACGGAGCCUCGACUCCCCAGGUUGGUUUCGCUACCAAGUCGCUUUAA
This is a messenger RNA of Neoarthrinium moseri, 1221 nucleotides long. RefSeq lists its product as uncharacterized. Gene Ontology annotation, biological process: proteolysis. The record is from RefSeq and is a predicted model, not a curated record. NCBI's taxonomy places the organism in Eukaryota, Fungi, Ascomycota, Sordariomycetes, Amphisphaeriales, Apiosporaceae. Gene Ontology annotation, molecular function: aspartic-type endopeptidase activity. The transcript is spliced from 2 exons. Bases 1 to 1221 code for a protein of 406 amino acids.